GGCGCUUACUUGCACGGCCGCCAUAUUGUGUGACACUAUUUUGAUUCCUAUCUGCUGGAAGAGAGAAAGCAAGAGAGAAAAGCAGGGGAAACGCAGAAGAGUUCCCGAGUGUGUGAAGCAGCGGCGGCGCGGGGUUCUGCCUCACCGCGGUGUUGAACGGAGUCGGGCCUGGGUUCCGUCCCAGCGCGGUUCCGCGGCGCGUCUCGGGGUUGAAGGCGGCCCGGGAGCGGCGGUGACACGAAGAUGCUGAGAUAAGCGAGUGCUGUGGUCAAGUCCGCUCCGUUUUGGCAGUAGACGAAUGGCACAGGGAAACCAGCAGAGUGACAUUCAGGUUCUGCAUCACCUGCGGCAAAAGUUCCCAGAGGUUCCCGAGGACGUGGUGUCCGAGUGUGUCCUGCAGAAUAAGAAUGAUUUAGCUGCAUGUUGCGAGUACCUGACCAAAGUGAGUCCUGGUUUCUUGUAUAGUGAAGGCAGCCAGAGUUUGACAGAUCUUCGCAAUCACAUGACCCAGCUCAACCUCGGCGUGUCUCAGAAUACCCAUGGUGCAGUGCAGCGAGAUGUAGUGAGGAUGAAUGGCAGCAGGACUGUCCCCCCCAGUGUGAGCGAUGGGCCUUUAAACGUGCCUCCUCCCCAGCCCGAGACGCCGUCUGCGCCGACACACAAUCCCACGAGCCUCAGUGCCUUCGCCAUGGAGUCCACUCGCAAGCCGCAGCCUCCUCAGCACCUGGGCCUUUACCAGGUCGGGGGCAAAGGUCACGGACCGCCUCCAACCCCGCGCUUCAACCCAAUCACGGUGACGCUUGCGCCGAACACCGGCCGCAGCACACCGACCUCCCUGCACAUCCAUGGAGGGCCUCAGUCGGGUCUGAACAGCCCAAACUCCAUCUACAUCCGGCCGUACGUGACCCAGCCGGGCUCCACGCGACAGGCCCCCGGCCGCGCUCAGUACAGCCCCACCUCGCAGCCCACACAGCAGAUCUACCAGAUCAGCCACCCUGCAGCUUCCCAGAGCUCCUGGAGCGGCGGCCAGCAUCAGACCUCACAUGUGUACAUGCCCAUCAGCUCGCCCACCAGCACCCAGGCCCCCCCCAUACCCUCGCCUUCCUCCUGCUCGUCCUCCUUCAGCCAGUACAACAUCCAGAACAUCUCGACCGGGCCACGCAAGAAUCAGAUUGAGAUCAAGCUGGAGUCUCCACAGAGAGUGGCUGGGGGUUCGAGCACGGCCACAGCGACGCUCCUGCGCUCGCGACCCUCCUGUAGCUCCGCGUCUUCGUCCUGUCCGUCGUCAUCGUCGCUGGCUGCCAGCACAGGUCCCUCCGCUCCCAUCUCGAUAGGAGGUGCGGGGCUGAGUCGCAGCCAGCCCACGGUGUACAUCUCUGCUUCCCCACCCGCUGCUGCCUCCACCUCGGCAGACGACUGUGCCGUUGUGCCUCGCUCACAGCCCAAGUUCUAUAUCUCUGCAAACACAUCUGCAGAAGACGGAGGGGCGAGGAACCCGCCGACGGUCUAUAUCUCAGCCAAUCCGGCGCUCCAGUCUCCCGCGGGUCUGCGGGCUUCAGGAAGCCAGGUGAGCAUGGGCCCUGCGUACAUACACCACCACCCGCCCAAAUCCCGUCCCUCGGUGGGAGCCGGAGGCACGGCCACGUCUCCUCGUGUGGUGGUCACGCAGCCCAACACCAAAUACACCUUCAAAAUCACUGUCUCCCCCAACAAACCUCCGGCUGUGUCUCCUGGAGUGGUGUCGCCCACGUUCGAGCCGACUAACCUGCUCAGUCUCCCAGGAGAUCACCAUUACGCAGAGCCGGAUCCGUUGAACCAGUCUGACCCGCUCUCACCUCAGCGGGACACAAGCUCGGAGCCGCGCAGACUCAGCAUGGGUGCAGACGACGCUGCCUACACACAAGCUUUGCUGGUGCAUCAGAGAGCACGUAUGCAGCGACUGUGGCACGAACUCGAGCAGAAGAAGAGAAAGCUGGAGAAGCUGAAAGAGGAAGUCAAUGAGAUGGAGAACGACCUGACGAGGAGACGACUGCAGCGCUCCAACUCCGUCUGUCAGAUCCCGUCUAUUGAGGAGAUGCAGCAGUUGAGGUGUAAGAAUAGACUUCUGCAGAUCGAUAUUGAUUGUUUAACCAAAGAGAUUGACCUCCUUCAGACACGAGGACCAGACUUCAAUCCCAUUGCAAUUCAUAACUUUUAUGACAACCUUGGAUUCUUGGGUCCUGUUCCUCCUAAACCUCUCAAAGGUCCUGCGAUACAAGAGGGCAGCAGGAGCGCCAGGCUCGUGUCGGAGCCCGAGGAGGACGACGGUGUUCAGUGGAGCUGCACUGCCUGCACCUUCCUCAACCACCCUGCCCUCAACCGCUGUGAAGAGUGUGAAUUCCCCCGGCAUUUCUGAGCCACACACACACACCUAACAUUCUCCACCGGGACACAUGUCUGCUGGAGGCUUCUCUAAAGCUCCCUCUUUGCCCCUCAGUGUCAUUGUGUGUUUGUUUGUCUUGUGAUGUCCACUGAAGACUGGAUGAUGUUUACAGCUCUCUUGUCUCUGUACUGUGUGUGUGUGUGUGUGUGUGUGUGUG
This is a messenger RNA of Sinocyclocheilus rhinocerous, 2579 nucleotides long. RefSeq names its product TGF-beta-activated kinase 1 and MAP3K7-binding protein 2-like. Bases 299 to 2395 code for a protein of 698 amino acids. The transcript is spliced from 7 exons. The record is from RefSeq and is a predicted model, not a curated record. Gene Ontology annotation, molecular function: K63-linked polyubiquitin modification-dependent protein binding; ubiquitin binding. Gene Ontology annotation, biological process: positive regulation of protein kinase activity; positive regulation of canonical NF-kappaB signal transduction. Lineage: Eukaryota; Metazoa; Chordata; Actinopteri; Cypriniformes; Cyprinidae.